CUUCACAGAGAGAAAGUGAGAAGAUACUUCACUUGGAAAUUCACACAAACUUGGAAUUAGGGUUCGAUCUAUCACUUUGCAAUUCACACAAUUUUGCAGUGAAAGGAGUUUAUGAAAAGGUGAAGUUCGUCGAAGCUUUGCAGCAGGAAACUUUUAGAUAUCGGAGCUGACGGAACUUUUAGGUCUAAAUUGAAGUGGCAUUGACAGUAGUGGUGAUUGUGCAGUGGUGGAGUCUCAGAUCUUUUGUUAAACAAAAGGGUAGAAAUUGAAGGAAAUUUGUAUCUGAUUUCUCGCUGAAGCAUCAAUUGCGUCUCUGGCUGUAUUAAGGAAAUAGAAGGAAUCUGUAUCUGAUUUUACAAAUUAUUUGGGUUCCAUAAUGGAGUGGUCUGAAGACACUAUUAAGAAGCAGGACAAAGAAGAACUUCGAGGGUCCGGCUGGGAUAAUCCCGUGGCCUGUCAUAUUGAGGAACUUUUGACAAAAAGUUUAAGUUCAACAUUGUGCAGUGCAACAAAGAAGAUUGUUGAAAGUGGGUACACUAGAGGAGUUGCUGAGACGGCCAUUUUAUAUACCAGCCUGUUCAAUGGUAGUAAAGACACUGCAUUCAAUGUUGUCGACGGUGCUUUCACCAUACUAAAGAGGGAAAAGGUGAUGAGUUUUGCAUUGAAGUUUACUGUAUUUGAGAGGUUGCAGAGCCUAGUAGACUACACAUUACUUGAGAUGAUUUGUGUGCUUCGGGUGGUUAGGCCUUCCUUGAGCGUAUCAGAAGCAAUGUGGCGCCUAUUAAUUAGUAAUUUGAGCCUCGUGCAUGCAUGUGUAGCGGAUGGAGGCACUGUGCGUGGUUCUUGUAGGUCAUGCAAGUUGCACAGAGGCUUGGGAAGGACCGGGCAGAGUUGAAAAUGUUUAGGAAAGAGAAAGAAGAGGAGAAAUUGAAGAAGGAAAAACAAGCUUUGGUGGAUAGUACCAUAAAGCAGCUGUCGGAAAUGGAGUACUCCAUGACCAAUGCUACGGGUCAGAUUCAGGUGGAUAAUUGCACCAUCGCUCGCCUUAAGGAGGAGAAUGCUCUGUUGAUGAAUGACAUGGAGGUUGCUAAGAUGCAGGCGAUGAGGGUGGCCGAUAACCUGCAUUCCGCUAUGGAAAGAGAGCAGGAAACCCUCAGGAAAAUGCAGUCAUUGGAUGCAGAAAAGCCCAUUAUCCAAGACCAACUCACGGAUGUCAAACACCAGAUAACUGCACUCAACAAUCGACUAGAAAAAGCUAGAGGCCUCAAGGAUCAGUUCAAGGCUUUGUGGAAGCUGGAGUAGAAGGAGGAAACAAAAGCUCAAAAUAAAAUUGAUUCCUUGUGGAGGAAACUAGAGGAAGAAGAGGUUGCGAUGAAAAUAGAAGCAGAAAACAUAAAGCAAGCAGCCGAAAAGGAGAUGUAGAAAUGCACAGAAGACAUCAAGAAGCUUAAGAAAAUGGUCAUGGAGCUGAGUCUUGAGUCUGAAAAGUCGAUGAUAGAAACAGUCAACAUGGGCUUCCCGGGAUCACGGCUUCCUAACGCGAUGGAAAGGUUUGCCGUCUUUCAGGACAACUUCAAUGAGGCUCCAGAUGUGAAACCAGAGAGGGAGUGCGUCAUUUGCUUGUCAAACGAGAUCGCUGUGGUUUUCAUCCCGUGUGCACAUCAGGUUCUUUUCGCUUAGUGCAAUGUGAUCCAUGAGAAGCAAGGGAUGACAGACUGCCCUUCUUGCAGGA
Molecule: messenger RNA, 1732 nt
Organism: Salvia hispanica
Lineage: Eukaryota; Viridiplantae; Streptophyta; Magnoliopsida; Lamiales; Lamiaceae
Product: putative E3 ubiquitin-protein ligase RF4
Source: RefSeq, a predicted model, not a curated record